This is a messenger RNA of Lagopus muta (rock ptarmigan), 810 nucleotides long. Its product is annotated as translation initiation factor IF-2-like. The transcript has a single exon. The record is from RefSeq and is a predicted model, not a curated record. The coding region runs from base 1 to 810 and encodes 269 amino acids. NCBI's taxonomy places the organism in Eukaryota, Metazoa, Chordata, Aves, Galliformes, Phasianidae.
AUGAGAGCAGAAAGAACAAACGGAGCGGUGCCCCAGCCCCAGCACGGCGGGAGCUCAGUAGGAGAAGGUGGGACAGAGACAGCCGAGCCUGCAGAAACCCAGCCCGCCCCACUGCCCCGUCGCGGCGCAGGGCCGAAAGGACGAAGGGCAGCGGGCGGAGCCCCGCCGCGCCCCGAGCCGACCGCUGACAGCCGGCACCGCGCUCAGCCCCGCCGCCCGGAACAGCCGCCGCUCUCCAGCGCCCGCCCCGCGGAGCCCGGAGCGCAGGGCACGGCAGCCCCGGCCACCCGGUUGCGCCCCGGCAGCGCCAACUUUCCCCGCGACCGGCUCCCGCCCAGCCCGGUACCUGCCUCGCAGCCACUCCCCCGCCCCCGGGGGCGCGGAAGGCCGUUGCGGCCGCCGCCACGACGAACACCGAAGCGAGCAGGUGCGGAGCGCGGCACCGCCGGGACCGCCGCCGCCGGCUCCUGCGCUUUGGGCUGGGCGGGGCGGGGCGGGGCGGGGCGCGGCGGGGAGCGAGGACGCCCGCCCGCCCGCCCGCUGCCGCCUCCUAGCGGGGAGCGGCGACAGCUCCGGUCGGGCCCCUAUCCUCAUCGGCUGCACUCGGAGAGCUUCGGCUCUUUUCGCAGUUUCCGGGAGAGGCGCGGCCGAUGUCCCGCGGCCGAGCGAGGUGCGAUACCGCCGGACGGGACUGGAGCCGAACCAAUCUGUGGGGCAGCGGUCGCUCCCACAGCUGUACCCCAGAGUCUCAGUGCUUGCUGCCCACGGGGAGACCACAUUGGCUGCCCCGCUAGUCAAGGAUCUGACUAA